Brassica napus (rape) is the source of this 555-nucleotide messenger RNA. RefSeq names its product lipid phosphate phosphatase epsilon 1, chloroplastic-like. The record is from RefSeq and is a predicted model, not a curated record. Lineage: Eukaryota; Viridiplantae; Streptophyta; Magnoliopsida; Brassicales; Brassicaceae. The transcript is spliced from 4 exons. Gene Ontology annotation, cellular component: endoplasmic reticulum membrane; intracellular membrane-bounded organelle. Gene Ontology annotation, biological process: lipid biosynthetic process; protein N-linked glycosylation. The coding region runs from base 1 to 555 and encodes 184 amino acids. Gene Ontology annotation, molecular function: dolichyldiphosphatase activity.
AUGGCCGUUUUAGUUACAAGAUUUGCUCGCAGAGAUGGAAGGGAACAACAGUCUGUGUUGGUCGAGCAAAAAGCUUCCAUCAAUGGGUCUCCAGAGCUCCGGUACGAAUUGGUCGCUGGUCAUGGGGUUGAAGCCAUUGUUAAUCGUCUUAGCAAAUGGGUUGUGUUUAUUCUGUUUGCUUCCAUCAUUCUUCUGAGGCAUGAUGGUACAGCCUUGUGGGGAAUCAUUGGAUCCGUUUCGAAUGCGACUCUAUGUGUAGUACUCAAACGUAUACUUAACCAAGCGAGACCUGCUACAACCUCGCGAACUGAUCCCGGGAUGCCAUCUAGUCACGCCCAGUCUAUUUCUUACAUAUCUCUCUUUGCUAUUUUAUCUGUUUUGGAAUGGCUUGGAACCAGUAAAGUGUCUAUGUUCCUUAGCUGCCUCAUCAUCGCGUCAGAUACGGUUAAGGGUUUCUCAGAAGCUUCACACAAGCAGUCAAGUGGUAGUUGGUGCAAUCGUGGGUUCUGUUUUCUGCAUCUUCUGGUACACAACGUGGAACUCGCUUCUCCUUGA